AUGUCUGUGGUUGAACAAUUUGAAACAAUUCUCAAGGAGAUUCCUACUUUGAAAGCACCAGGUGUAAGUGGGUCCCGUAUUAAGAAGUUGACGGAGUUAGCUGUACAAAAUGUUGGAGAAGAAUCAAAAUUAAUUGCUACAUUGUAUUCCAAUUGUAAAGCCGUGCCUUCUGCUUAUAAGUUAAGUACUCUCUAUGUGGUAGAUUCCAUUGUAAGGGCUUAUGUGGAUGCCAAAAAACCUGAAGAGAUAAUUGAUGCCCUGGCUCCUGAAGGAACUUAUGCUGCUGGUGCUUAUAGAAUAAGCGAAUUAAUUGAACCUUUAGUGGACGAUGCCUUGGAUUUAAUGGUUAGCAAUAGUCAAAGGAUCAAGGUUAGUAAAUUAGUGGACAUUUGGGAAAGGGCAAAAACUUUUAGUCCCGAAACCUUGAAACGUAUUAGAAUUAAGCAUUUUGCCUCUACUACUCCUCCUGGAUCACCUCCACCUUUACCAAAAGAAGCAUUGCCUGCAAAGCCUUUGUCACCACUGGUAUCUACUAACUCAUCGAAAGAACAAGAAUCUAGUACCAUCUUACUGGCUCUUGCUUCUUUAGCCAAGACUAACACUAACACAAAUGUACCAACACAACAACCCCCAAGUAAUGUUAGAUCUCCACCCCAAGAUGCAAAUGCAAUUUUGUCACAAUUGUCUGCUAUGGCCAAUAACAGAUCUCAAUCUCCACCUUCGAACUCUAAUUCUGGUGGUAACAAUCAAGAUCAAAUUCUUAAUAUGUUAAAACAGAUGCAACAAGGUGGUGGACAGGCAAAUUUACAGCCCCCACAACAACAGCAACAGUAUCAAGCACCUCAAAUGCAAAAUCAAUACCAACAACAACCUCCAGCUAAUCGCGGGCGUGAUCAAUAUGGUGAUUCUACUGGUGGCUAUGCCAGAAGGAACAGAUCCAGAUCUCCAAUGGGUCGUGGUGGUAACAACAUGGGUAGAAGGGAAAGAUCACCUCCCAGAGGAAACAAUCAAUACCAACAAUAUCAACAAGGGCCACCUCAAGGACAAUUCCCACCAACUCAAAACUUUCCAAAUGAUCAAGGACCCGGACCAGAUGGUUUCAAUGGUGGAGUUCAAUUUGGAGAAGCCAAUACUCCUGGUACACCUCACUAUCGUGCUAGAAAUGUUGGAUUUGAUCAAACUUUACCUCAAGGGUCAUUUAAGGUAUUAUCGAGAACUUUAUUCAUUGGUGGUGUUCCUCGCAAUAUGGAUGAAGGUGCGUUAUCAUCUGUUUUAAGACCUUAUGCUGAAGUUCAAUCAAUUAUUUUAAACAGUGAAAGGAAGCAUGCAUUUGUUAAAGUUUAUUCCAGAAGGGAAGCAGAACAAGUUAUUACUCAAUUCAAUAAGGAUGGAUCCUUACCUUUAAGAACACGUUGGGGUGUUGGGUUUGGACCAAGAGAUUGUUGUAAUUAUCAACAUGGAAUUUCCAUUAUUCCAAUUGCUAGAUUAACGGAUGCUGAUAAGAAUUGGGUUGUUCAUGCUCAAUGGGGUGGUACAGGAGGACAGCCAUUAGUCAGUGGUGUUGUUAUUGAUGAGCCUGAUAUUGAAAUUGGAGCUGGUAUUUCUUCCAAGUCGAUGUCGAAGAAGAUGCCUACGAACUCUGCCAGAAAUGGACCUAAAUCAAACAAACCUGGUGAACCUGAUGAAAAUUAUGUUAAGACUACAUUAAUUCCCCAACAUCAACAACAACAACAUCAUCAUCAACCACAAAAUUUUCAACAGCAACCACCGCAAUUUGGAAUGCAAAUUAACAACAAUCCUAUGGGAGGAGGAAUGUACCAAAGUCCUCAACAAAGGUUUGCACCUAUGAAUUCUGGAGGUUAUCAACAACAAGCAGGUAUGCCACCUUUCAUUGGUAACCAACAGGGACCUCCUCAACCUCAACAACCAGAUGCUGCCAACUUGAAUGCUUUGGCCAACUUUUUCCAAAAGGGUAAUAUGAACCAUUAA
Messenger RNA from Lizanozyma spartinae, 1989 nucleotides. RefSeq names its product Nrd1 complex RNA-binding subunit. Gene Ontology annotation, molecular function: RNA binding. The record is from RefSeq and is a predicted model, not a curated record. Lineage: Eukaryota; Fungi; Ascomycota; Pichiomycetes; Serinales; Debaryomycetaceae. The coding region runs from base 1 to 1989 and encodes 662 amino acids. The transcript has a single exon.